This is a messenger RNA of Rosa chinensis, 855 nucleotides long. Its product is annotated as membrane-anchored ubiquitin-fold protein 3. The record is from RefSeq and is a predicted model, not a curated record. NCBI's taxonomy places the organism in Eukaryota, Viridiplantae, Streptophyta, Magnoliopsida, Rosales, Rosaceae. The transcript has 3 exons. The coding region runs from base 186 to 545 and encodes 119 amino acids. Gene Ontology annotation, molecular function: protein binding.
UGUUUGAAGCACACCAACAACAAAACAAGCUAACAAGCACCAACCUCCAUAGGAGAGCCCUCUCAAUUUUGCUUAGGCCGAUCAGAAGAAGAACAGGGUCUACUUCAGAAUUCGAAGAGCUAUUCUGGGUAGUGAUCAAUUGGGGGGUUGGAUCAGUGGAGGUCAAAAAAGUCAGAAACUUUGAGAUGCCGGAGGAGGAUUUGGUGGACAUAAAGUUCAGGCUGUACGAUGGCUCCGAUAUAGGGCCGUUCAGCUACUCAUCAGCCUCCACAGUCGAUAUGCUUAAGCAGAGGGUCGUCUCCGACUGGCCCAAAGGGAAAACGAUGAUACCCAAGACGUCGAAUGAAGUGAAGCUAAUGUGUUUUGGUAAAAUUUUGGAGAACAACAAGACAGUGGGUCAGUGUAAAUUACCUUUUGGUGAUGUUGGUGGUGGGGGAGUUAUGGUAAUGCAUGUUGUUGUACAGCCAACUAUAGACAAAGCUAAAUCAGACAAGAAGAUUGAUGACUUGCCCCGGAAAGUUGUCUGUUCGUGUUCCAUAUUGUGAAAAAAAAGAAACUGUUCGAGUUGGGAUUUGGUGAGCUCGGGUAUCAAUGCUCUGACGACAUAAACCAUCUAUCAACUUACAUCUGUUCAUUGUUAUUUUAGCAUCAACGUGUACAUGUUAAGUUGUGUGUACAGAAAACCAUGUUGUUGGUGAUUUCAUUAGUUGCUGCUUGCAAUUGCAAGGCCUUGUCUUCCAUCAUCACAGAUUGCAUUCUCCUUGUUUACCGUCUGUCCUGCCUGGUAGGUUGCGUGAGUGAUUGUAGCAGUAAUGUAAAAGUUGUAUAUUAAUGCAAAGUUCCACAUUUAAACUA